Melopsittacus undulatus (budgerigar) is the source of this 3473-nucleotide messenger RNA. RefSeq names its product ariadne RBR E3 ubiquitin protein ligase 2 (gene ARIH2). The record is from RefSeq and is a predicted model, not a curated record. Gene Ontology annotation, cellular component: ubiquitin ligase complex; cytoplasm. Gene Ontology annotation, molecular function: ubiquitin conjugating enzyme binding; ubiquitin protein ligase activity; zinc ion binding. The transcript is spliced from 15 exons. Bases 406 to 1878 code for a protein of 490 amino acids. Gene Ontology annotation, biological process: protein polyubiquitination; positive regulation of proteasomal ubiquitin-dependent protein catabolic process; ubiquitin-dependent protein catabolic process. NCBI's taxonomy places the organism in Eukaryota, Metazoa, Chordata, Aves, Psittaciformes, Psittaculidae.
GCAGCUGUGGGACCUUCCUCCGUCGAGCGCUGCUACCGGCUGCGGUCCCGUGGGUCCGACAGCGGCUCCUGAGAGCACUCAGGCAGCUCCUUGCAGUGACUCCACACCGUCAACUCAAUCCUUCCCAUCACCUCACCCUUCCUCUUCCGGAGCUUCGUCGUGUUCCGAGCUUGGGACCCGCCCAGCGGAAGUGACGCCCCGUGGAGGCCGGUGCUUCCGGCGCGCAGGCAGCGGUGGCCCGGCAGGAGGAGCCCCGCGCCGCUCCCUAAUCGCCGCGCCGCCGCACGGCCCGCCUCGCGGCGCCCGGAGACAGAACUCAGAUGAAAUCAAAAGAAGGAUAAAGUUUGGAGCAGAAAAAGAAGCUGCAAUUGCUUUCCUGGUCUGCAGUUUUGACAGGGCAUUAAGAUGUCCGUGGACAUGAACAGCCAGGGCUCUGACAGCAAUGAAGAGGAUUAUGACCCUAAUUGCGAGGAGGAGGAAGAGGAUGAGGAUCCUGGGGAUAUUGAGGAUUAUUAUGAUGGGGUAGCUAACGACGUGGAGCAGCAGGGAGCAGAUGCCUUUGAUCCAGAGGAGUAUCAGUUCACCUGCCUGACUUACAAGGAGUCGGAGAGCACUCUGAAUGAACAUAUGGCCAGCUUGGCUGCUACAUUAAAGGUAUCACAUGCCGUUGCAAAGCUAGUAUUAGUUAGUUUCCACUGGCAAAUCUCAGAGAUUUUGGAAAGACACAAGUCUAAUGCUGCCCAAUUGCUAGUAGAAGCACGAGUUCAGCCCACCUCAUCCAAACAUGCAAUGGUACAUUCCUCCCAUCACUGCGCUGUGUGCAUGCAGUUUGUCCGGAAGGAGAACUUGCUCUCUCUGGCUUGUCAGCACCAGUUCUGUCGCAGCUGUUGGGAGCAGCAUUGUACAGUGCUCGUCAAGGAUGGUGUUGGAGUCGGGGUCUCCUGCAUGGCUCAGGACUGCCUGCUUCGAACACCAGAAGACUUUGUGUUUCCAUUGCUGCCUAGUGAAGAACUGAAAGACAAAUACAGGCGCUACCUCUUCAGGGAUUAUGUGGAGAGCCAUUAUCAGCUGCAGCUGUGUCCUGGUGCAGAUUGCCCUAUGGUUAUACAGGUACAAGAGCCAAAAGCCCGGCGAGUGCAGUGCAAUCGUUGCAAUGAGGUCUUCUGCUUUAAGUGUCGGCAGAUGUACCAUGCACCCACAGACUGUGCUACCAUUCGGAAAUGGCUCACCAAGUGUGCAGAUGACUCCGAAACAGCCAACUACAUCAGUGCUCACACUAAAGAUUGUCCCAAGUGCAAUAUCUGUAUUGAAAAGAAUGGAGGCUGCAAUCACAUGCAAUGCUCCAAGUGCAAGCAUGACUUCUGCUGGAUGUGUCUGGGAGACUGGAAGACUCACGGCAGCGAGUACUACGAAUGCAGUCGGUACAAAGAGAAUCCUGAUAUUGUAAACCAGAGUCAGCAAGCACAGGCCAGGGAGGCCCUUAAGAAGUACUUGUUCUAUUUUGAGAGGUGGGAGAAUCACAACAAAAGCCUGCAGCUGGAGGCACAGACAUACCAACGAAUCCAGGAGAAAAUUCAAGAAAGAGUUAUGAACAACUUGGGAACAUGGAUAGACUGGCAAUACCUACAAAAUGCUGCAAAACUACUUGCAAAGUGUCGUUACACCCUGCAGUACACAUACCCGUAUGCCUACUACAUGGAGUCUGGUCCCAGAAAGAAACUGUUUGAAUACCAGCAGGCCCAGCUGGAAGCUGAAAUUGAAAAUCUCUCAUGGAAGGUGGAACGAGCAGACAGCUAUGACAGAGGGGACUUAGAGAAUCAGAUGCACAUAGCAGAGCAGAGACGGAGGACCCUGCUGAAAGACUUCCAUGACACAUAAGUCAGGAGGAAGUGACAAAGUGCAGGGGUGAGAGCAACGAGUGAAGUGAUGGCAGCUUCACCAGGAUAAGCAGGCACUGCCUCUGGGAUAACACGGCCAAGGACAAAGCCACCCCUCCCCUUGCAAGUGAGACACAUGCAAACACCACAUCUUAGUCCAGUUUGUUCUUUUAUCUUUCUUUUUCUGUUUCUGCCAGGCUAGAGGCCAGAGUUCAGAUUGGCAUAUUUCCUGGGACAUUUCCCUCCUGCCCUUGAUGGUUUCUGAAGGGGAGGGAGUUUUUCUCUGAAUGGCUGUUAAUAGUAUUAGAUCAUUACAAUUUAUGUAAUUUUCAACGGUUGUACAAUUAUACAGACAAACCUUAGAAUAACACACAACCCUUUUUAAAAGUAAAUUGGCAGUGGAGUGUUUUUCCUUAAUCUGCUUGUACAUCUAAUGGGCUUUUCCCCCUCUCUCCCUUCCUCUGACCCAAAAAUCCUCCUAGGCACUGAAGGAGGUUACAAAAUCCCAGCUAUUUCGCGAUGCUCCUUUAACCAGGGCAUUAUAGCAUUGGCAUUGCACGAAGAGAGUGGCUGGUGGUAAGAGUGGCUGCUGCUGUGUCUGACCCAACAGUACCAGCAGUGGCCAUGAUUUAGGAUGAUGACAUGUGACAUCUCUUUUCUUGUCAAAUAAAUGUGCAAAAUCUUGUUACACCAACAAAAACAAACAGAGGAAUUGUAGGGAAGAGACCUACACUGGGGGAUAUGCCUAGAGUCAGAUCAGAUUCUGCAUUUGAUGAAUUUUUAGGUCUUCCAUAUAGAUUUUUUGCUUUACUUGUUUUUGUGGGGAGGAUGUUGUAUUGCCAAAGUGAGUGAUGAGGGAAUAGUAGCAUACAGUUGUUAAUCAAGGCUUGGGGCUUUUGAGGAGUGAAACAGUCCAUGUUAUAACAGUGCCUUGCAGCCUGGUAAAGUUUAUUUGUGCCUGCUGGGCAACAUGGCUCAGAAAAUCUGAUCCCAUUCAUCAAGAUGAGACUAAACAAUGCUACGUUAUGAGGAGAAAGGAUUAUGUACAACACACUCCCUGGCACAUGUUGGCAAUGCGGAUGGACACUUGAAUACAGGUGCACUGCUUGUGCAGAGCCUGCACCAAGCGAGGCAGAAAAAUCAGCAAAAUUAAUUUAUUUGUAUAUUAGUAUUGAUACUGGUGGGGACUUAUCAGAAAAAUUGGUUGUUAGGAGCAUGUGGAGCUUUUUUAUUAACAUUCUUUUUUCUAAUGUAAAAUAUACACUAAAAUAAAACUAUGAAAACCUAGUUCAUCUUAGUAGGGGUUAACAUGGAAAAGGUUACUUGAAUGCUGAGCCUUGCCUGUUUGCUGCAGGAAGCAGGCCUCAUGCUAAGAUUUCACAGGCAUAUAUGUCACCUGCUCCAGGAACAUGCUGUUUGCAGCCAGUAAGGUGGAGCUGGAGUCUGAUCUGAGGAAAUCUUCACCUCUGCGGGGAACUUGUGGGGUUGUCUUCCAUGCUGUAUGUGGAAGUGUUGUUUUUGAUGCAUCCCUGUACUGCUCUUAUACAAUGUCACUUUAUAAAGAUUAAACUGGAGGGGGGUGGAAGUGCUAAAUUA